CUCCAGAGCGUAAACUGCUCUGGAGGCUUGUGGAUCAGGAGACGCACGGCGCGCAACGGCAGAGGAGCAGAGGAGAUGGGCGACAAACCAGGCACCAGGGUCUUCAAAAAGUCCAGUCCAAACAGUAAGCUUACAGUGUAUCUUGGGAAGAGGGAUUUUGUUGACCACUUGGACCAUGUAGACCCUGUAGAUGGUGUAGUACUUGUAGAUCCAGAAUAUCUCAAAGACCGCAAAGUAUUCGUGACUAUCACAUGUGCGUUCCGGUAUGGCCGAGAGGAUCUGGACGUUCUGGGACUGUCUUUUCGUAAAGUCCUCUUCAGCAGCACAGUCCAAGUUUUCCCCUGCCCUCCUUUGUCCCACCAGCUGAGCCAGUUACAGGAGAAACUCAUCAAAAAACUGGGACUACACGCCUACCCCUUCAACUUCACUAUUCCACACAACCUGCCAUGUUCAGUGACGCUGCAGCCCGGCCCAGAGGACACAGGGAAGGCGUGUGGAGUGGACUAUGAGCUCCAGGUGUUCUGUGCCAAGACUGAAGAUGAGAAAAUCCACCAAAGGAAUUCAGUGCACCUCCUCAUCCGAAAAGUCCAGUACGCCCCCGAGACCCCAGGCCCACAGCCCAUGGUGGAGACCAGCCGCAACUUCCUCAUGUCGGACAGGUCAUUGCAUCUGGAGGCGUCACUGGACAAAGAGUUGUAUUAUCAUGGAGAGCCUAUAAACAUCAAUGUCCAUGUUACCAACAACUCCACCAAAACAGUGAAGAAGAUCAAAGUAUCUGUUCGACAGUAUGCAGACAUCUGUCUCUUCUCCACCGCGCAGUACAUGUGUCCAGUGGCAAUGGUCGAAGCGGAGGACCAGGUGAGUGCCAGCUCCACCCUGUGUAAGAUCUACACUCUGACUCCAGUGUUAGGACCCAACAGAGAGAAGAGAGGCCUUGCUCUGGAUGGAAAACUCAAACAUGAAGACACCAACCUGGCUUCCAGCACCAUAAUGAAAGAGGCGUCAGAUAAGGAGACUAUGGGAAUUCUGGUGUCCUACAAAGUCCGGGUCAAGGCUGUGGUGUCUCUUGGAGCGGAUGUGGCAGUGGAGCUUCCAUUUGUUCUGAUGCAUCCCAAACCUAAAGAAGAGAUGCACACACCUCCUCCACAGCCUGAGACUGGCAUUCUCGUGGACACAAACCUGAUAGAGCUGGAGACUAAUACACCAUCUCAGGUGGAUGAUUUGGUGUUUGAAGACUUUGCUCGUCUGCAGCUCACUGAUAUGAAUGACAAGGAGGAAGACCCAUUCUGCUAGCUCCAACUGUAGCCAUUACUGAGGAACACUUCUACACAUGAGCACUGUGCACUGUACAGGGCUUAAAGUGACCAAAAAAUUGAGCUUUGUGUAGCUCGGUCAAAACUUGUAUCGACAUUUUUAUGGGCACUUUUAAAUUACUUAUAUUCUCCAUAGUUAUUUAACCCUAAAAGACAGUUGACAUGAGUACAAACAUUAUGGAUUACAAAAAUUCAUAAUAAUGGCGAGGUCUGGGGUCCUCCCCCAGAAAAUGUUUGGAUAAAUCAGGCAUUUCCUCUAAACUGGUGCAUUUUAAAUAAUAUUUUUUCCUCAGUCUGACAGACAGCUCGAAAAUGUUUAAGUACAGAAAUAUUAGUAAAAGAACAUUUUAAAUCUGUCAGCUGGACAAAACGUUGUAGGGGUGAAUACAUUUUGCUGCUCCUCCAAGCCACUUUUUUCUCUCUUCAGUUCUGGUCAAAUUAUUGAUGGACACUGCCUUAUAUAUGUCUGAAGGGAGGCGCAAACUACACCGAAAUGAAAACGCCUAUUGUUUACAGUUUCUGUUUGUAGGAUAGGUCUAAUGAGCUACACUAAGUCUUAACUGUGCCUGGUCAUACUUAGCAUAAUCGUUCAGGCCACUAAUGAGUGCUCCCACACCUAUUAGCAUACUAGAUAGCCCUAUUGUUUUCCUUGAUUUAGGUCUGAGGAUGGAGUUUGAUGUCUAAGGCCCCCCAUUCCUGUUCAAAGAUGGAUUGUCUUUUCUAACAUUGCUUCUUUAACUCCCCUCUCAAACCAUUUAUUUUCUUUGGCUGAGAUUUAUACCUCACUAUUUUCAAAGGAGUGGUUAGUGUCUUUGAGACAGAGAUGUACAUCGGACCGGGGUCCUGAGAAGCUCUUGCGUCAGUGUUGGUACAUUCUCUUAUGGAGUGGCUGUUUAGCUUCUGCAAUACAACGCUCACUACACUCUUCACUACCCUGAAUGGUUUAGACUACAUUGCUUUGAUUAUGGCUCGGAUUUUUGUACUUUCGGUGAACCAGUUUCUGUCUUAAAGUGUUUGUAGGUUUGAAAUAGACCGGGAUUUCAUGCUGUCUGGAAAUCCUCUGAAGCUUUUCAAACUCACCAGCUAUGUAAGGAAUGGUUACAUCUUUUCUUCUAGGUUCAGAUUCCUUUGUGUCCUAUUUUUUAGCUCUCUUUCUUUCUUUCUUUCUUUCUUUCUUAAUUAUUUAUUUGACAGGGACCAUGUACAAAUUCAUUAAUCUUACAAAGAAAAGGUGAUUUGCACCAGAUUUAGCUACUGCUACUUUCCAUCUGCAGUCCCUGAGCAGGUGAACACACAUUAAAAAACACAUAUCAAUUGAAAAUUACAAUAUACAACUACCGAUUUGCCAUACAUAUGUCCCCCCCAGUCCAAACUAAUAUAAAAAUCAUUAUGUGCAGGUUUAUACAGUGAGCACAGAGCAGCACCAACUAACUAGACUGAUGUGGACACAUUUGAUUAUUUAAAAUGAACUUUUUCAAAUUUCUAGUAAAACUAUUAAAAUCCACAGACAAUUUCAGACUGUCUGGAAGCUGAUUCCACUGCCUAAUGGUUUGAUAAGAAAAAGCCGAUUGAGCAAAGGGCGAGGAUCUUUUUGGAACUAUGCAAUUUCGGUUUACGGAGGAACGAGUGAAUCGGGUAGUUUGUUCAGAACAAAGAAUAGUAAAUUUUUUUAAUGUAGGUGAAGCUUCAUUAUUAAUAAUUUUCUUAGAUGUGAAUACAAAAUUAAAUUACUGAAACUGAACAUUUUAUAUUUACUUAAGACGUUACAGUGGUGAUAAUGGAGGUUUUUUUUAUCGAGUGCCUUUACUGCCUGAUUAUAGGUGGAUCUGAGAGAUUUUAAAGCGCUCUCAUUGGCCUGAGACCAGCAGGAGACACAAUAGGUCAGGUGUGGAAUAAUCAUGGCAUUAAAAUAUGUAAAAAGCGGCCUCUACUGUCAGGCUCAUGUGUCUAAGGGAAGAGAUGUUGUAGCGGAUUGAAUUGCGUACUUUUUUUAUAUGCUUAAGUCUAUUGAAGGUCCAUUUUGGAUAUCCACAAGCAGAGGGGACUUUCUCUAGGUGUUGUUCCUCUUUCACUUUUCCCUCUGUGUUUUUGGGAACCACUUGAGCCCUAUGCUGUAAUGUGCAAAUAACUUUGAGUUUGUGCUGAUGGUGUAAAUCAAGCAGCAGCCAUUGGUCAGUGUCUGGUCUUGCCCUAUAGUGCACAAUCCAAGAAGGCCAAUUUGUUCUCCUUGACGUCUAGCAUUAAUAUGUGCAGUAAAGGGUUCCAGAUCUUGAAUUUUGAUUUUAGUCCAGUCCUUUAGUCUUUGUUGUAUUGAUACCAAUGCGUGGGUGGAGUGCCUGCAAAUGAGGCCAGUCUGUUCAAAUUGUUCCAUAUACAAGUUAGGAGAGACCGGUGAACUGAAGAAGCGACUUGGAUGAGCAGCAAAACGUUUCCACUAGUACAACUUUUUGUCUAGUUGACAGAUUUACAUUUUUCUUUUACUAUAGUUCAUAUCUGGAUGACUGAUGGACUGGAUGUACAGAAAUAUUGUUUAAUAACCCCACUGCUACAUCAUGAGUUAAUAGGCUGACUUCAGGUGAAGUGAAAUGAUUAAGCAUUAAAGAGUCACCCAUCAUGUGUGUUCUUAUAUUGUAGCCCAAGACCUUGUGUCUAAAAAAACAAUAGUUUCUGAUCAUUCUGAGAGCCUCACAGUUGGUGUGGUUCUGUGUCAAACCAAGCAAUCUUUACACCUGUACUUCAAAUCACAGUAACACUUCAUAUUGUGGUCUUAUAUAGGGAUAGAAAUCUUAUUGAAUGAGUUUGCAUAUUUCAGAAUAAUUUAUGCUUGCUCUGUUGAUAGGAUGUUGUCAUUUAAAAUAGGAUUUUUGGUCAAAUUUUGUUAUUUAGGUAAGUUUUUUUUUUUUUUUUUAAAUGCAUAGAUACUACUACUGAAUAUUAUUUCUACAGAACUGCUAUGUAAACUGCUUUUUUGUGUGUGUUUGAGUAUAAACACAUUUUACUCACUCAGUGUUGAUACAGGCCCUUGGUUAUCCAAGUGUAAAAUCCAAUUUAAAAGAUUUUUUUUUAUUUUUUUUUAUUUUUAUUUAGAUUUCAUUUAGAAGGCUUUUAGUCCCCAGAUUAAACCCUAAUUAAAGGAGUUUGGUCCUAUCGAGUCCUAUGGGGCAAAGUAACAUGUAGGCCUAUCUAAUGAGUAUCAUGCAUGUGUUUACAAGCACAGCAUUAAGUCCGUGUCCCAGUUUAUCUGAUAAGGAGUUUUGGGGUGUUUGUUUUGUACGCUAUAGUCCAAAAAUAAUAACAUGUCAAUCAUUCAGCUAGACCUAUAUACCCUAAACACGUUUGUGGAUUUAUUGGGUCUUUUCAGGAAUAUUUGUCAGUCUCGAAGACAGUGUACAGCACUGCACAUUAAUAGAGCAACAGCUGAAUAUAGCUGUCUUUAAAAUAGCGGCUUAUUGAAUAUUUAGCAACCACACUGUUGCAUCUCUCUUUAAUCUGUGCUCAUGUAUCGUUUAGUUGACCGCGGUCUGUGCUACUUGGUCUCAAAAGUGGACUUGGAGUGCGCAAAAGACAGAAGCACGGGACCAUUCGAGACGCAGGCGGUGAAGGAAUUAACGCUGAGCCUUUUCCACUUAUAACGCAUCGUGUCAAAUAAACGCGUCCAAAAGAACCCACUUGAUUGCGGUCUUCGUCUCUGUACUUGCAGACUUCUUUCUUGAGCGCGUAAUUAUCCGACUGCAGCGCGCUGGCUGUAUUUCACGCAUUGUCAAACAACGGUUAUAAAGAAGACACUUAGUUUAGUCUAUCUCAAAAGUAGGGCACAGGACAGCGUGGUCAGCAGAUUGUGCAUACUUUUGCAUAGCAAACUAAGCGAAGAACUUUUAAGCCCCGACUGUAAUAUAGAACUUGUAUGAACAUUUAUUAUCAACAUUUAUAGUGGCCUUUACACAACUACCUAUGGAAUAAUUACUGGUGGAGAUUGUGUAUAUGUUUGAUUUUGUCUUGUGUGAUUGAAAAGUAAAUUUUAAGUAGCAUAUCUUUGUUAAUAUGUGCAAAAAAUAUUAUUUACAAUGUUUUUGAUUGUCACAAGUUGGCCUGUAUACAUUCCAUACAGUAAUUAUGUUGCACUACCAUUAAUGUAUUAAUACUGUACUACUAAAUAUUAAAAACUAUGGUAUUACU
This is a messenger RNA of Periophthalmus magnuspinnatus, 5489 nucleotides long. It is a transcript of the gene arrb2b, whose product is annotated as arrestin, beta 2b. Gene Ontology annotation, cellular component: cytoplasm. The transcript has 13 exons. The record is from RefSeq and is a predicted model, not a curated record. Gene Ontology annotation, biological process: G protein-coupled receptor internalization; signal transduction. Gene Ontology annotation, molecular function: G protein-coupled receptor binding. The coding region runs from base 76 to 1293 and encodes 405 amino acids. NCBI's taxonomy places the organism in Eukaryota, Metazoa, Chordata, Actinopteri, Gobiiformes, Gobiidae.